CGAAAGCUCAUCUGUUGGAAGGGUGUAUGCUCAAGUCAGCCUCCAAAACGGUAGGUGUGUAAUUUACGUUAUCGUUUUAUCACCGUAAUCAACUCGCUUCAAAAUAGCGCGGAAAUGCUCGUGUAAGGUAGUUUACUUUGUCAAACAUUGCAUGUAGUAUAAUACGCUUACAUCAGGCUGGGAAACUUUUACCAUUUUGUGAAAGUAUUUUGCGCGUAGUUAAUAAUGAUAUUCGCGCGACAAUGACAAGUAAAUAUAAAUUGAUAUAGGUAUGCGGUAUGCAACUGGACGUAACCUUUUGAAGUACCUUUGCUGAAGGGCAUAGAAUUUUUUUGCUUUCUGGUGUUACCAAGUUUCUUGUAGGUAGUUUUGGACACGUAUUUCGUACAAAUUUAACCUAAGGAAAAUUGAACAUAUUUGGUUUACAUAGGGGUAAUUAUUUGAAACGAUUUUUCUACAGUGUAUUUGAAAAUUCGUUGUUGAAAUUCAAAUUCAUUUUGUAACAUGCGGUUUCGGCGAUUUGUUCUCGCUUGUUUAAAACGUGUGUUUAUAUUUUCGUAAUCAGACAGAGUUGGGAAGCGGUGGUUAGUUUUGUAGGUGAACCGCAUUCUUCUCAAAACGAAUUUUGCUUGCUUAAAUUGCUAGUUCUAGGCUAGCCGAUUGAAAACUUAUAGUAAUACAAUGCUUAUUUUUUUUUCUGUAUUAUUUACAAUAUUUUUGGCUCCAGUAAACACGCUAAUUAAAAUCGAUACUGUCGUAGGUCAAGCAUGGUAAUUUUUCUGGAUGUAUCGAUUGCCUGUUACCAAUUUGUGUUUUUACCCUUGGGAUGUACUGUGUGAAAACCAGGUCUGUGUAUAGUGCGUGAUGUCGAAAUAUCUCAAUGUUUACAAGGCUAUUGUAUGGAUUGAGGGUUUGGAAGUUUGGCUGCAAAUUUCGCUGCAUGUGGUUUUCGGUUAAUGACUUCCGCGCGAGAAGGUAAACCGUUUCUAGGCUGAAAAAGAAUUGAAUCCAUGCGUCUUUUAACCCAAUCGCUUGAUCACUCAAUGACACAGUCCGUUUCCUGUUUUGUCCCCGCUUACAGCCGCAUGGGGUCUGAAAUCGAGCUAGUGUGGACUUCUCUGGGUUCAUAAAACAAGGCAGAGGUUAUGAAAGGCAACAGAACCUGUUGUGUUAGCUCCUUGCUGAUUAAUUACCCGCGUAGGAUGGUGGAAAAGCAAACUUCGCAAGCACACACACGCAAAAGCGCGCCCUCCAUUUCCUAAUUGCCAUCGCUUUGGAAUUCCUCUGCGCGUUGAGAUAUUUUUCCUUUUCCUGUUGGAUAUGUCAAUGUGAACUUAGAUGGGCAUCCCAGAGGCGGGAUGUAAAUAAAAAGCUCUAGUGCUUUAAAGACAGACACGUUCCAGAACUCGAAUAGAUCGAAUAUUGUAACGAUUCUAUCAUACACGUUUUAGGUUGUACAAACUACAUUGUAUGCUCGAGUAAGACAAUGAGAAAUCUCGUUCUUUUCACAUUAUGCUUCUGGUGGAGUUACGCAAGACAGUCAGGUUGGUGGGAUUUAGUUUUUCUAACUAUUUGAUUUCGUCUCUUUCUUGGCUUUAAAAUGAAAAAGGAGUAAUAAGCUUCGUUAUGAUAUCGCGAUUUGAUACUCUUUAUAUUACCCUUAAUAUAAUACCAGAAAGGGAACAUUAUCCCCGGUCAACUGACAGAGUUAAAACGUCUUGUGUUGUUAUUUGAAGGACUCAGGAACGCGUAUGCGGAGGUUGGUUCCUAGUCACGUUCAUGCUAGAGAACCUCACGCCUAGGCAUCUGUUGUGAACACCGAUGAAAAGAAAAGUUUGAUAUCGGGGUGUAGAUUUACAGUGAACGGUGUCUUAUUAGUCAGUUAGUGCAGGAUGCCGAGUUUAGAGGCUCGAUAUUAUUUUUCACCAAGGAAGGUAUAGUCAUCACAUAGGUAUUGCAUCACUCAAAUCAUAAGAGAAAACAGGGAAUCGUAUCCGCCUUUCAAACAAAUCUCAUACCUUUAUUCCUGGCGAGCACAACGACAUAAUUGGUUUUGUACAUUACAACUAACCAACAUUUUGUACAAUGUAAGCACACAUUGCACAUUGGAAUCAUUAAAAUAUUGGUGGAAAUAGAAUGUAUUUUCACAUCAAAUAUGAAUAAUACACGAAAUGAUCCAUAACGGUAGAUUACUAUACUAUAAUUGCUCAAAACAUUUUCUAACCUAAUUAGCAUAUUUUCCGUACAGAUUUCUACAAGUAUUAAUAAACAAAGAUAAAACAAAUACCGUGAAUGAAUGCAAAUAUACUGGCAUACUGCAAAGAUGUUAAGUUUCAUGUAAAACAACAAGUAAAUAUUUUCGAGUGUAAGAUUAAAUUUGUUACAAUAAUUUUCGCAUCAUGUCUGAUACACCAUCUAGUUUACAUUUAUAACAAUGAACGUAAUGACGCCUUGCACUUUACAUAAAAUAUUCGCUAAAUUCAGACCGUACUAUUAAGACAUUCACGUCUCAAAUUUCUAAGUACACGAAUUUAUUUAUUACAAGCUGCCUAAAACCACUGAGGACGGGAGAGACAAGUUGCCAAAUUGAUAAGGAUUUAUGUUAAGCUAAUAAGUAGCCACGCUUAUAACACUCGUCUUUAAAGAACCUUGACGUAAAUUAAAAAUCCCAUGAUAAAUAUAUUAACUACUAUUGACGUGUUCGAGCGGUCAUUAUUUAAGCAUUAGCCUUAAGCAUUUAUAUGUCAAAGGCAGAGUUCAUUCAGAAUUUCGAAACAUUGUUUUACGGCUUAGUUUUUGAGAAUGACCGAUAAUUAUAAUGAUUAAUGGUAUAUGUCUGCAUGUGUUUGUAUUUUUGCUUCGGGGGCGCAAACAAAAGUUGUUUUAUCCGUAAGUGCGAGAAUACACUUGGAUUACGUGACCUCUAGCAAUGGGCGCUUUCCAUUUAAUGGUUGAUCGGUCAGACCCAAAUUCUUUUCUCUGUAUCAAUGCAAUGAUCUGGUCUAUGUUUCUCAAAUACCUAGCGAAAAUGAACCUCAUUCUAAUUGUAUCUAAAUUUUUCGGUCAGAUAAGCCGAAGCCCAAACGUUCUGUGUUUCAUUCAACAAUUUGACCGUUCUGACCGGUCUGGCCGUGUUAAUGGAAAACGUCCUAUGUAGCCUAUGUACGGACUCGGAUGUAUGAAAAAAGAUAUGCAGAACGUGUACCUCAGUACCUGAAAUAUUAUACUUUCCGAUAUGGAAAUACACUGUAGACCUAUUGGAAACUUGCUAGCUAUAACGACAUCUUAAUUAAAUAGGCGAUGGUGGAAUUGAAUUACAUGGACCGUAAUGUUUUAACUUCAUUGUAUUAUAACUGUAUUUCUGAAUUAAAUUCUUCCGUACAUUAUAACUGAAUUGAAUAGCAAACAGGAUUACUGGUUUAAUAUAGUCCAUGAUUCAUAAGUCGCCAGCCUAAUUCAAUAUAUUUUUCUCACCCUUUUCAAAUGCAAUCGAUAAUUUGUAAUUAAUUAGCUCUCUGACGGGUAGAACCAGUCACAGAGUUAGGUGUUUACGAAAAAUAUGGUGAAGAUUUUAUUAAUUUUUUAAGAGAAGCAAAAAAUUUACUCAGAGUUCAUAUGGGUCUCACGUUGGAUUGAUCAUGACACUGUAAACUGAAAUGCAUGUUAACAGAGAACUGGUACUAUACCAGUCGAAUAGUAUUUGUACCACUCAACUCGAAAUUGGAAUAUCUGAAUGAGCUAAUUCGCGAGUAAAUACCAAUUGAUCAUAUAACAUUUUAAUCCUAUUUAAAUGAACAUUAAAUCCACUUAACGCAAAGGGGUACCUUGUAUUGAAGAGUGUUCGAAAAAAAUUUUAGGAAUUUUUUAAAGAUUUCCAAUGGAUAUUUGCAGUAAAUAAUUUCAAAUCGUGUCACAUUAUAUAUUGUCUUAUUCCUUAUUGAAACAAGGAGCUGAUAAAAUUGAAUUCAUAUAGCUGCAUAUGCGAUAGGUCAUGUCAUGAACAGGUAUGUCAAGAAUAGCUAGUGUGGAUUUUGCAUAUACAAGCACGUGGCUGUAACCAUAUGCUGUAACUGACAAAGGAACAUUCUAGUCAGCAGGCGUGCUAACGUGUUCUUCUAUAUCCUACGCAGGCUAUAAUAUACCUGUAAAAUGUGAGAUAUGCGGGUAAUUGAUGAAUGUGCGCGAGGUAUCAGGGGAAGACUGGUAUACACAACCGUAAUUGUGCUUUAAUCAUAUUUCAUUUCCAGAAAAGAAUGUUCGAUAUCAUAUAGUUAUUCUUUGUGCAAGUGUCAGGUGGCUCCGCGUGAUUUCACCAAUUACCCGAAUGCCUUAUAUUCUCCAGGUAUUCGGCCUGCGAAAACCGUAAAUAAUCUAAAACCAUAAAUAACCUAAAACCGUAAAUAACCUAAUACUAUAAACACUUCUUUGCGUAGAAAAGAGGGGAUGUUCUAAAUCAGAUUUACAAAAGUUUGGGCUUAUAAAUCAUUGGAUUAAUCAAAGUUUGUCCGCUUUAAUUCGAAAAUCCUGGUAAAAACUCAACAAAGAAUUAUCGGUUAUAUGUUAGCAGAGAGGGUCUGAGGCUAAGCCUCUUAAAACACUUAGUGGGAACAGUUUUUUUUCAGUGAUGACGGUAUUCUCCAAUAUUCCCUACAAUUCAAAUUGUUGCUAUUGUGGAUUGCCUUCAUCAUUCCCAAAAUACAUCAUUACAUAUAUAAAUACAUCAUUACAGCUUUGUAGUUACUGGUGCGAAAUUAAUUUACACCCAGAAAUUUGUGUCAUAAUUCCCCUGACAAAUAUUUUUCUGUCUGCGUUUUUUACGUAAAAGGAAAAUAAUUAGGCGAAGGAAGUGCCAUCCUGUUGGUAACAAGGUGGAAGCACCAACACCAUUUAACACUAACGAUAAAUGUGAUAAAAAUCAUCAGCACGCACAAGAAGCGACAUUUAUAUUAUAUCGUUUCAGGUAUCAGCAUUUAAUCUAUUUACUCGCAAAUUAAGAUUAAUGUGAACAUAGUUUUGCCAUCUGAAAGCCCUCAACUUUCGUCGUUUGUUUAAAAGAACUUGUCAGCCAAGAAAUGUGUACUUUGCGCGGUGUUGAAAGAUCGUUUUAAAAAUUGCUUAGGCAUUCUCACACUUUUAAAAUUAGAAAACCUUUUUGACCCCUUUUUACAGCUUACUUCCAUGCAGUAAUAUGAAAAUAAUCCAAUAUCAGAACCAAGAAUGCACAAUUCAAAAUCCUUUUGUUUCAAUAAUGUGAUGCAUGAGCGUGAUUCUGCUGGGGUUUUUUUAAGGUAGCGCAGAAUAUUCCAGUAUACUUGUAAGUUAAGAGCUGGUUGAGUGAGAAUCGAACUAAUUUGAUAUUAUCCAAUUCUUCCAUUAUGACUGUUGAGUGUUGCUAGAUUCGUGUUUGUGUCACAAUCACACGUGCUGACAUUUCGUUAAAAGGUUUAAGACAUUCGCCAGGGUCACAUGGUAUAUUUACAUUAAACAAGCAUGACAAAUGGUUUCGAUAUAUUUUCCAUUGUCUGCUUAUAUUCGACACUCGUUUGUAAAAACAAAACAAUUCAAGAGCAUGCAAACUGUCUGCCAGGUCAAAUUGUUGCAAUACUGGAUAACAUCUUCAUGCAUCGCGCACGAGAGUAUUUCACUUUGAUCUCGAACCCUGUGCGCGAGACAUGACAAUUUAUCCACUGAUCUCGAACUAGAACUGGAUUGUGUAUCUGCUAUGCACAAAUGGCUGCGGCAUAUUUGUGUGACCACCACAAAUCCACUUUGGUAUCGCUGACAUGUUAGAACUGAGGUUCUAAUAGUUUCUGCUUAUUGUUGGGAAAGGACAAGUAUUGUCUAGAGAGAAAUUUUUCAUCAGUGGCGUCUUAAAAUUGCUGCUGAAUAACUAAUGAGGUCCGAAAACCAACAUGGCCUCCACGACUCUCAUUAAUUAACUAGUGUUUAAAACGUUCUAAAACUUAUUAGAAGAGGCGUGGGAAGCUAUAUCUUCGAGGUUACGUAGAAGACGACGUUUGCUUGGUACUAUAACUAAUUUAAACACGUAACGAGUUCCUCAUAAGAAAUAUUCUGGCUUCAAAAUCAAUUCCCUGAAUUCAAAAUGUUGCUCUAUCCACAGUUAAUAGAAGUAUGCUCUAUCCUAGUGCAUUGAACGAAACCUGGUUGCUCUUAGAUUGUGAUUUAUGAUGGGUUUUCGAAUUUCGCUAAUUUCAAUUGUGAAGAUUGAGGGCAUGAAUGGAUUGUUCGCAAAUUCUCUUAAACAAAGUACCGCGGUCAUAAUAAAAUGCUGGACUAUUGACAUCUUUCAAUAAGAGGUUUUAUUUCAAAAGGUCCUUGAAUUAAGUGAUUCUUCUUUUUAUGAAGUUUUUAAUAGAACUAGUGAAAAUAACAAACGGUACCCUUGUAUGUAGAACGUAAUUUUGCAGACAUUUUCACAGAUUUUAAACGUUUUUUUUUGCCAUUCCAGUUUGGAUGAGGCUGCGUAGGUGGGUGAAAAGCACUAUAUCUCAUAAUCCCUUGGUAAAGAAUAGUCAGUCUUCUAUUGGUGAUUAGCAUUUAAUAGUUUGCUUGCUCCACCUGACCACCUUAACCACCGUCUGCUUCACAAUGCUUACUGAAAUCCACCAUCAUCUCAAGUGGAAGCACUGCUUCGUGUGCCUUCUUCAUUGCGGCAAAACGCACCGGCUCCUUUUCCUCAGAUAGUUUACAUUAGCCCAGCAAAAACAGGAAGAUGGUUAAUUAUAGAAGCUCCCGUGUUUUGAUUGCUCCGUCGACUCACGGAUGAAAUAUCUUUUUCAAAACUCAUUAAUUCCAGAAUGGGAAACAAAAGGAAACAAACACCGUAUAUUAAAUUGUCCUAUGCCAGACGACAAUUCAAUUUAAAAAGCAUAAAAGCAAAUGUGAAGCGAAUGAGUAAACAUCCAUUUCCUGACGAACAAUCUGCAGGGCUUAAACAGUUUAUUUAGAUGCACAUUAUAUUGAUUUUAUUUUUGGCUGUGUCUAAUUGAGUUUUUCGAGCGAAUUAUUCGUUUCAUGACAGGGUCUUUGUUUGUAGGUUUGGGGGGUAUGAACCCAUUUCUGAUUUCCCCAGCCACAAUUUUGCCUAGUUUUCUAUCGCGUUGUUUUGCAAAAUCUAGCACGUCGAAUACAUUUUCCCAGUGGAAAGACAGGCAAAUCGCAGCCGCAAGACAUAUCUAACUCCUUCGGGACGCUCCUUAUAACAGCAUAACGAUAAAUAAAACUAACUCUUGCUUUUUCGGAAAUCACGCCACGGUCAGCGCCAAGUGGUGUCAUCAAAGAGUGAAAAAAAUAUAGACAAACGAGCGUCGAAAGUACGAGAAAUGAAACAUUGAAAUGCCAUUUCCUGCAUUUUUGGUUGAGAUAGUCUUACAAAAUUCUGACCGCCGCGCAUGAUUUUUCGCAAAUUAUUUGUCUGGCCGCGUAUUUCAGAAACUCAACGGCUUCAUUUAACUUGUACUAUACAAAAACUUGGUUUGUACCCUAGAAUUUGUCUUAUGUGAUGGUGGACGUUUAUUUAUUCAAAGCUUUUGAUCCGCAAACCCGGGCCGCCAGUGCAAAUCAUAUAACUAAGUUAAAAUUUCAUUUCAAUUCAAAUAUCACGCCACUAUUAGCAUGAAAGGACGUGUGAAUGGAAAUCUUGUUUUACACAAUUUACAGUGAUUAAGUUCCGCGGUUAAAGAACAAAAGGAUUGUGAAAUAAAUGAUUGUGUUGCUUUCCACAAAUCAAUUAGUUUUUCCUGAGCGGUCUAUAUUCAGUAAUUUCAUUGCAUUGGAAACGAAAAUUAGGCAGCUCUAAAUAUAGAUUUAUUACCUUAAAUUUGUAAAAAUACUUUUCAUUUGCUGGAACAUUAUAUUGUGUUCAAAAUACUAUCCAAGAAACUUAAAAAAGCACAAAUUUGCGAAAAGUAAACACAGUGAGCCGGCGAGUUGACUUGUCGACAGUAUUUAUAAAAUCUCUAGCCAUGUCAUUAACCUUGGGUAUACCAAAAUAUUAACCAUAAUCAAAUAAUAAAUAACCACGAUUGUGGUGUCGGGUGAAGCUAUUUUAGAUGAUGCUAUUGUAAGUUGCUCCACAGCGGGUAAACUUAAAAACUGCUUGGCCGCAGCAGGAAUGGAAGAAGCCGCGACCUUUGGUUUUCUAGUCUAAUACUCUGCCAACCGACUUGACCUCGUAGCUCAGUUGGUAGAAGAUUGAACUAACAAACCAAAGGUCGCAGGUUCCGUUCGACUCUCGCCGCUGUCAAGCCUGGCUUUUUCAGCUUGCCUGGUGAGGAGCCACUCAGAGUGUAUUUUCCCAUCUAAAAAACUCCUCCAACAUUAGUUAAUUGAGUGAGUGAUACCCAAAAAUAUACCCUUAUAAUAUUUACACAUGUACCUUAGUAUAUAUAUAUACAUGAACUUGUGGUUAGAGCUCGACAACUGGACUCUGUAGCUCAGUUGGUUACAGCACUGCACAGGAAUCGCAGGGCGGCAGGUUCGAUUCCUACCAGAUGGCAUAUAUAGUUGCAUUUUUCGUAACUGUUCUUGGUUAGGUCGAAAUAAAUGUAUAAAAAUCUCGAAAUUUCCAUCUACAAAAUCUUUCAGCAUAAUCGAGUGAGAUGGUUCCCAAAAAAUUGAAAUACCUUUUCGGCUAUAGCCUUGUCGUUUACUUUCGGUUUUUAACACAACGCUCAAGCAAUGAACAAAUUAACGAGGUUAACUAGAUUAGUGGAAAAGAGUUGUGGUGAAAACCAUAAUUUGGCUGGAAAUGUAGAAAUCAUUUUGAUUUCCUACGUUAGUUCAAGGUCAAGUGUUGCAAAAGCUGAAUUUGGUCGUGGUAAACAUGUAAACAUUUCCGGAACGUAGAUUGCUUUAAUAGUUUUGCUGAAAAUGAAUGUAUAUGAGCCUAGAGGCAUACCACAGACUGAGAGAUGACUUAUUAUACACUUAUUACCAGGUUUAUUGCCUGCAAAUGAGCGAAUGUGUUGGGUGACGUGCACUUGUAAAUGAACAUGAGUGGGAGGAAAAGCUGCCAUUUGCCCAUUCCUAAAAUUGUGGAUGUAUUGGCACACAAUCGACGUGUCUGGCUGUCAUCCAACAUGAAAUUUCCUAAGACAUAAAAAGGAUUAUUUAGCUUGAGAUACACAAGAUUCGGUUAGCACGUUUCCUCUUUAACCGCUGAGUAAGGUCUGCUACUCUAGUUUGUGUGUAGGGCAUGGCUUCGUGUAUAUAACCUUGUGGUAUAUACCCUGUAGUUGGAAACUCAAUAUAGGUAGAAUUUGAUGGGUUCUCUCCUGUGCUUUGAGUGUUUUUCUCCGCAACUACUGAGCACGAGUAUUAUGAGUCUGUCACUCGGAUGAAUUGGGAACCACACCCUGUGUAUCGGCCGUUUGAAACAGUUACUUCCAAUCACUGACUGAAAGUGCUAUUGAUUAUCAAUUAUUAUAUCAGCCUGACAAAUUUGACAAACCUGACAGAAGGAGACGAACAAUUUUUAAUAUUUUUGUCCCACUACACAAGUUCGAAUAACUCGUUUAUGCGGCGUUUUUGCCAACGGUACUGAUCACACGAAAUUCUUUAUAAUUUUAUGUAGACUUUAUUUAGAUUUGAUACACAAUUUUCAUUUUUUUGGACUGCGCCCAACAGAAGCUUCUCAUAUACAAACAGGACAGCGUAUUUCUGACAAUAUUGACAAGCACGUAUAGUUUAUAUAUAAACGUUUUGUUAACAAUUUUGGUUAGCUUUGUUAAUGCUUAAAUAAGUUAUAUAUUUGGUUUCGUCUACUGCUGGAUUGUUCCGUUUUUGACAACAAGAGUAAAGAUUUCGAAAACGUGGCUACUGUUAAACGCCAUUAUAAGGCCCUCAAGAAAAGAACUGCUGUAAUUUUACACUAAAAAAAUUGUAAAAUUUUUUCAAGUAUUUUUUGACUGAGGCCAUGAUUUAUAGAUUGUCACGUGUUUCAUGCAUGCUUCGUUCAGCCAACGAAGAACAAAACAUGAAGAAAAUGCCUUUCAUCAACCAGUCAUUUAUCAGAAAUUUAUGACGUUGUUAAAUUUUUACUAAUUCAUGAAAAUUCGAAGCUUCUACUAUAAAUAGAGGAAAUUUAAUUUAUUAAUCGUGGGGGUCUUACUGUAGGUGAUCUACGAUAUAAAGCGACUGAACUGUGUGGGAAAAAUCGAAACUUGUAAUUGACUUUUCGUGCGAAUUGAAGGUCCUUCGUUUAGGAGGUCCAGGUACUAUAUAUAGGUUGCCCUAUAUUUAUACGAAGGGGAAAACUCGUCAACCAAAAUUUCAUGAACCAAAAAACACUCUCUACUUUGUAAUAUAUGUUCUUUGCCUAUUCUCGUUUGAAACACCUUGCAAAAAAAUUCCGGAAAACGCAUCGAAGGGGUCAUGCAUGUCGUAGCUACUAAGAAGAUUACGACAUGCGGUUGCACGAAACAUUCCUGAAGAGCAGUUUCAUUGUUUUUUAACACGAACAGAAUUGUGGAACAAAAUCUGAGAAAGUCAAUGUUCCGAGAAGCUUAGGGACUACCCAAAUGGAAUGCAGUGUUAUCUGAUUCCAUAGUCUCUAUUCUGAACUGUUCUGGAAUAUUUCGACCACCUGGGAAGAAUGUACAUCACUACAUUCUUCGAAAAUUGAAAAAUAAUUGAAGAUUGAAAAAAAUCACUAGAUUCCUGGCCGGUGUAGCAUUUUCUGGUUGAUUGAUUGCUUGAUAAAUAUUAUGUUUGCGAUGUUACUCUGAGUGUGCAUCCACACCGGGCAAGCUGAAAAGUUUGCCUGACCACGGUGGGAAUCGAACCCGCUGGGAAAACUGACAAUGUCUGAUUUUCUAUCAAACAAAAUAAGUUUAAGGAAUUGCUUUAGAGAUCCACGUAUAGCCAAAAAAAUAUCUAGGCUAGAUCACAGAUAGAAAACUACACGACUGAUAGGAUUAUUACAUGCAUCAGAAAGCACAAACUUUUCCGCUAAAAACAUGUUUCGGUACAUUAAGUUGUAUUGACAUUAUGUUCAGUACACAAGGCUACUGUGCAUGUGAAGAAUAUACGACUACCUGGAAAUAAGACGACUGGGUUUCUACACCUAUUCGAGAUAUAUUCAGCAUACAAUAUUUCUAUAUUAUGCAUACAUAUGUUAUUCCACAUGGGAUACCAGAUGAUACCAAUCAGUUCAAAAUAUUAGUCAGUAUUUUUAGAUUUCUACAUCUUUAACAUCUCUCUCCUUGCCUUCAAAUAUAAGGUUACCACGCACAAUGAAACAAGAAUUAAUAUCAUUUGUAACGCUGAUAACUAUCUGUUGACCAUCAUGUAGCAUUGUAGCUUGAACAUGGACGAUGAUAGGUAGUGGCAAGAUAUAGCUGUUGCAAAAUAGUGUCUGUGUUUAUAAUAAACCCCCUUAUAUUCAUAACUAAGCCGUUGCUCAUGAAAUUCCCAUCCCAAAGAUAGUUGAUUUACAGUGCUUGAUAAUUUUUUGAAAAAAUAUUUCGGGAAGCUUCUCAUAUAUAAAAAACACGAUAAUUCUUCACUGUGAAGAGAAACAUACAUUGUCAAUUACGUACUGACGUGUGCAUACAUAUGCAGCUCUCCGGUAAUUUUAAUUUACUGAUCUGAAGAAUAUUGCAUGUGUAGUGAAAGUCCGUACGGAAUGUAUCUUUCGACAUGACGUCAAUUUCAUAUUUAUUUGCGGAUAUGUUAGUAUGUUUCCCUGAGGGUGGUCGCACACACAUUGCAGAGCUGAAGACUGACGUUUACCCGCUAACCGCAAACAACGAACUUCAAAUCGCAUUUCAAAAUGAGUUCUAACAAGUUUUCGACGGCUAUAUAAAUACUUGUAAGUAGCUAAGUCAUACUUCAAUUUCACAAAUUGCACUAACGUCGAAGAGCCAACAGUAGAGCUCAAAAAACCUCUCACUGGCUGAGCUCUCAUCUGAUUGGUUAAUCGGGUUGAUUAAAUUAAACGCUUUCUCAGAAAGCUAUUCCGGCCCCUUCUUUCGACCCCGUCCAUUCCGUUUCGACUCCACAUUUUAACUGUAUAUAUGCAUUUCUAUACCUUUACUGAAAUAACUGUUCAUCAAUAAACUAGUCAGAUAUUUUGUCAAUAAAUUAUACACUUUUGUUCUUAGAAACUCCUUACAAAAGAAGAAUGCAGUUCAAGGAAUUGCCACCAAUAUUCUUAAAUGAACAAGUUGGCACAUCAGUUACACUGAACUGUCCUGUCAAGCCUUCAGUGGUCAGAAUGUACCGCUAUCUUCGACGUAUAAAGUCUGGCAAUGAAUUGCAACGGGCUAGACGACAAAUGCGCAAUGUACUUGGAGUUAGAUAUAAAUGGUAUAAAGAUGGAGAGCCCAUACGACAUCAUCGUUCAGCGUGGUUUAUGAAGUUGCAAGCAGUCCAUAUAGAGGACGCUGGAAAAUACACAUGUGAAGUUGCCAUGCCAAAACAUGGGACAAGUCGAAAUUUUGUACUCAAAGUUUUCAGUAAGUGCAUUUUACCACUGUGGGCAGAGUUGGGAUCUUAAUAAAACAUAAUACGCAAAACAUGCAGAAAAAUCCCAAAAUAUCACCGUCCACGAAAACAAAGAAAAAUAGGAUCCGGAAAACACAAGAACAUCGGUGGUUAUGACAUACUAUUACACAAACAAAAACAACAAAAGAACAAAAAAACCCAACUGCAACAACAUGGAUGACAAAAACAACAACAACAACAACAACAACAACAACAACAACAACAACAACAACAACAACAACAACAACAACAACAACAACAACAACAACAACAACAACAACAACAACAACAACAACAACAACAACAACAACAACAACAACAACAACAAUAACAACAACAAGCAACCAGAACGAGGCAGCAACAACAAAUAUUAUAAUCAGAACGAACACAAAAAAAGAAAACAGCAACAGAGAAGAAGAACGAGAACAAGUUGUUGAACAGGACGAAAAGGAAGAACGAUCGACAAUUGGUAAACAUCGAACGAUCACGUAUUUCAACCCAACAAUAACAAUGACAACAUUACCAACGACAACGCCAAUAGAAACAACAACAGAUACAAACAACAACAGACAUGCACAACCGUCAAAAGCGAAAACAAACCAUUAUGAUUGAAAGUGUGAUUGAAACCACCACAUUUUUUGUGACACCACGAACUGGAUGCUUUUAAAUUUGAUUGUUGAAAUUCUUAGUUUUUGAUGCUGUUAAUAACUUUUUUCUUUUAUAACUUUUCUCUAUUUAGAGCAAUUAAGAAGUGGUCGCCCUAUCCUAGACUCUAAAUCGAAGAACAUUUCCUUGAGAGUUGGAGAAAGUACGACAUUAAGAUGUAUAAGUAGAAACACACGGCACCGCCCACAAGUGAGUUGGUUAAAAUGGAACAAACCUAACGAGUUGAACCGAUUAGGAAAUCUUGAAUUCACUCAAAACGACAUGAAUUUACAUACACUAUCAAAGCAAGGGAAAGCGUACGAACUAAUUGAUCCAAAACGUAACGGCGAGGCUUCGUCCGUUCGGGCGAGAAUUCAAGGUGGGAAAAAAGUGAAGUCUUACGAGUUUCGACUGACCUUAGACAACGUUCAGGAAGAAGACUCAGGGGUUUAUGUGUGUCUUGUAAGGAAUAAAUAUGGGACUGAUUAUCGCAAGUCUUUUGUUCAAGUCAAAUCUAUGAAAGGUGAGCUUUUUGGAGGUCAAGAUACAGUAACUUUGGUGCACAAUAGUUUAUGUUAGGUUAGUAUUUAAUAGGUUAGUAUUAGGUUAGUAUUAGGUUAGUAUUAGGUUAGUAUUAGGCUAGUAUUAGGUUAGUAUUAGGUUAGUAUUAGAUUAGUAUUAGGUUAGUAUUACGUUAGUAUUACGUUAGUAUUACGUUACGAUUAGAGUUAAGAUUAGGAUAACAGUAGGGAUAACAGAACGCACGAUCGAAACGGGGGCCUGAGGAGAGGGGGGGGGGGGCUGGAGCACCCCAGUCAGUAUUUACUCGGGCAGAUUCUAGGACUGCCCACCUCUGUAUAGUGUAUUUCCAUGGGGAAUGAAAAAAUGUCGGGGAAACAAACUGUGGGCCAUGUUGACAACUUCUCUGCGACCACUUUGUAAAUAACAUGACUCUAUGUCAGAAAUUGUAUUCCAAUUUCCAAAUUCCCCAAUUUUAUCAGCGUAAAUAAUAUAGUACUGUGAUGAAGAUCCGGACUGUAUGGAUUAAAGUUUGUUUCGUGUUGAUUCCCAUGUUGUUUCCUGGUACAUCUCUUCCGGAAAGCGAUACUGCCAUUGACGACCUCUGUGCUUCCUACGAAUACUAAAUUAAUUAUUUUUAUUCACACAUUUUCAAAGGUUUAGCUCCUUAUCCGACCAAUGAAAAAUUGCGCCGGAGUUUCAUGGCCUUCCCGGCAUUCUCCACGGCAAGACUGAAGUGUUACGUCACGGGAGAUAAGCCGCUGACCUACCAAUGGUACAAGAACGGGAAGAAAUUUACCCAUAGAAGACUGAGCAGAAGAAUGAACUCUACUACGUCGACUCUACGGAUUCGGAAUCUGCUAACCUCGGACUCUGGACUCUACACGUGUAGGGUGUCAAACCCGUAUGGCGUGCAUGAACAUAAUAUCACAUUGAAAAUUCUCCGUAAGUGAAAUGCAACUACGAUAUACGUACUAUAUUGUAGUAUUGUAUCAUUAUAUAAUAAUGUAAUAACAGAACUGCCAGCAAGCAACUUUCUAUUACUGUUAAUUAUAUCGCAAAAUGUGUUGCAAAAAUAGGUUCUUAAGCGUACAUACCCAAACUGCUGAGAAUCGAAGCAGAGUUUGUCAGCCAUUCCAUUGUUAGCGGAAAAUAGUAACGUUUCUAUAAAGACGAAAUACGUUGAUAAUCAAUACGGAAUAAGAGAAAAGUCUUAACCAGUCCCCUAUGACGUCAUAAUUGUAAAACGGGAGAAACGCUGUUUUGCAAUAUAUUGCAUAUUAUUUUCUCGGUUUAUAUUCUCGGUCAAGUAAGCGGACUUCCAUUCUUUGGACCGGGACAAAAUGCGUACCCCCCCCCCGCCCUGUACCCCACCCUCUCGGGCGGCACUGCCCCUAGUUAUAGUAUCUAACAGCUUCCUCCUUACUCCUUAGAACGUAUACGUUCGGCACCUAUUCUUCUAAAGAACUAUGCCAAAAACGUCACAUCAUCGUGGGGCAAGACCGUUAUGUUUGAAUGCAUUGAGUUAAUCAGCAACCCAAUGCCUGACUACAGAUGGUACAGAUGGCAUUCUGUGCCUGCCACGUAUCCAAAAUUGGACUUUCGUAAUACUUCACAGUUUACAGAAAUCGACCCGAUUCACUACACUCCCAUGCAAGUGAAAGUUGGAAGCAAUAAUCGAUAUGGGGGAAAGCUGACGAUAAACAACAUCACUGAGGAUGAUGCUGGGCUGUAUUCGUGUGUUCUUCGGAAUCAAUUUGGAAUGGAUUACGCAAGUGCGUUCUUGCACUGGAAAUCCAAUGAAGGUAAGAAUAAAAUGGCUUUGCAAUAUGUAGCAUUCUGACUAUGUUUUCGUCUCUGUCGCUCUAUAUUUUCUCUGGAAAGUUUAUAAACGCGACGUUUCCUACAUACACAAAACAAUUAUAUAUUUAUCAUGAAUUAAUUAUAGUUUCAUCUUAAACAUUUCAGGUCCAAAAUUUCUCUCGACUGUACAUCGCCCUACAUUAAUCAAAAUUCCACAGACCGCACCAUUAAGACUGGACUGUGACGCCACAGGUGACCCAAAACCCAAUAUCAUUUGGUCCCGAAAUGGUCAACCACUUACAAAAACUCGAGGUAUGACUGUAUCUAAUUAUACACUGACGCUGAACGAGUUGUUGCCCCAACACAGCGGGAAUUACACUUGUCACGUGAAGAACAAAUGGGGAUCUAUCAAUCACACAUUUGACGUGGGAAUAAAAGGUAAGAAAUACUGAAUGUAUGCUGGUAAAGUUUUGUACAGUAAAUUACAUAUGGCUGUGAACUGGUGGCAACGAGCACAACCUCGUUCGCCUAUUAUGUCUAUUGGGGCAUUAAAAUAGAAUUGGAAACUUCACUUUAUAUCACGGGACUGUAGGUUUGAAGCAAAGAGUCGAAAGAGAAGAACUGUUUUAAUAUGUAAAGUAGUAAAUGACACUUUAUUUGAUGAUAUUUUACAUAUUUAUAUAUUAUGUUAGUUCGUAGUUUGUAAGUUAGUAUAGUUUUAACAGUUUUAUUAGUCAAUACAAUAAUUUUAUUUAAAGCCGUUAUAUAAUUGAAUAAAUAUUGUUAACAUUAUCAUAUAUGUCUAUUUCGUGUGCGCGUUAUUAAAUUAAAAAAGCUCUAAACAUACUUUUUAAGUUUGUUUGCCGUUAUACUCAUUAUAGUUUUUGAGCACAUAAAGUGAUCUUAUUUCCAACAAAUUAGGUAAACUAAGUUCAUUUGUACUGGGCAGCUCUAUAUCAGUUCGAUCUUAGACGUUCUUUCUAGAGGCCUAAUAAGGUAUAUGAUAUUGUUACUGCCAGAGAAAAAUGGAGCAACUGGAGAAAAUAAGAUGUGAUUUCUCUGUAUUGGUGUAAUUGUACUCAGGUGAAUAUGAUGCUUGUGAUGUUACUCUGAGUGCUAGAAUUCCAAAGGUCGUAGGUUCGAUUCCAACCGUGGCCAGGCAUAUUUUUCAAGCUUGCCCGGUGUGGAUAUACACUCAGAGUAACAUCACAAGCAUCAUGCAUAAGCUGUGAUGUUUAGCAGAGUCAAUCUGGAAGCACUCUUCGCGCAUGCUACUGAGACAAACUUACAAUGAAAAAGUGCAUAUUGCAGCAAUGGAACACGAGGGGAAGAGCUUAAAGGCACAUAGAUUGCUGGGUUGAAGUCUAAGAAAUUGAUAGCUUAAUUAGUAAAGCAUCAGUGCUGUGUGUUGGUUCUAUGGAAGAAUUCUUGGCGAUUCGGUAGCGGGCUAAGAGUAAUCUUAUUCUAUAUUAAUAGAGUGGCUAUUUACACGUCCUAUUAUACUCCCAAUGGAAACGAAAGUUCUGAAGUCGGGUGGGGAAUACGAACUGAAAUGCACUAUAGUAUCCAGUGGUCCGCUCACUCCGAGUAUGAUAAAAAACCUGGGAACGAACCUCGAAGGAUCCGAAUCCCUUACGAGCAAAGCAAAACUGGUUAAACUUGACAAACAUGUUUAUGAAUAUAUCUACGUCAUCCAAAAUGCGACAAAUAAAGACAGCGGCAAUUACUCGUGUGUUGCAAGGAAUGCAAUUGGAGAAUCCCAAAGGAAAUUCCAAAUUAAAGUGGAAGCAUAAAGUUAUGACGUCAUCCUACAAAGACUAGAGCGAACUCCCGUGUGUACUGUAUUUUGGGUAAUUGCAUGCAUCGCAACAUAUUUUAAAACAUCUCCGUACUUCAUAAAAGAAAAAUAUGAAGAAUCGAAACCAGCGGACCAAAGAACUGAGAUUGAGUUUGCCGUGAACAAACUGUACAAAAACUUUAAUCUACGAACACAUAUGUACAUGAAUAUUACUUGAAUUUAUGUUUAGAUCAAAUCACGAAUUACCAAAAAUUUGUUUUAAUAUUUAUGAUAGUGCAAGGCAUAAAUACGAACAUUAAAUUGAAUAUGAACUACUACUAAUAUUUAGAAUAAACGAGAAGACCCGAAUGCUACUCAUGUUUGCCAGAAUCAGCGCGCAAAGUCGAAGUGAUUAGCAAAGUAUAUUGGUAUCAGUUGGCAGAUCUUUUCUGACUUUUCAAUUAUUGCUUUCAUACUCUUUUCAUUCUUUUCGGCCUUGAAAUUUCAGGCAUUUCCCAUUUAAGAGACCGUUAGUCAAUAAGGAGUUUAAGUAGGAUUGAAAACAGUGUCUGCAUUAGAGAAUUAUGCAUGUAGGGACAUUGGAGACUAUCUGUAAUACAGGGUGACCUAAAAAAUACAAUUGCUGCUUUCAGAUUUCUAUACAGCUAAUUAUUACUGGGAAUCGAAAAUUCUAAAGGUGAAUUUUGAUACUAAGAUUAGUAGAGCCAAUGUUGCGGCUGUUUCAAAAUGAUGUCUGGUUCACUCAAUGGUCCAUUGAAAUUUGAACUUUUACAAGAAAUACACAACUACAAUACGCGAACUAUAAGGACAAUUUAAGGCCACUAAAGUGUCAGUCGAGGAAUUGGAAAAAGCAAAGACUCGCUUAUCAGACCAUACUGGAACAACUUGGACAGAAAGAUAAAACUCUCUAGUAGUAUUUCUACAUUUAGGAGAUACUUUUUUAGCAAUCUUUGAACUUCCUCGUAUAAUUUUUAAAUAUUUCUCAUAGUUAUACAAGUAGUAUAUGCAUGUCCUUUAGUUCAGGACCUUUAACAACAUUGGUUCUACUAGACCAAUUUAAUAAUCUUAGUGUCAAAAUGCAUCUCUGAUUUGCGCGUUGAUUCUGGCAAUAUGAAAAUAAUUAAACGGGAUUUUUAUUACUGCUCGGUGGUUAAAUUAUACAGGUUUUAUUACAUGUAUAAUAUUCGUGGAAAAUACGUCAAGAAAGUGAAUUUAUUGACAUUCAUUUACUCAGUAAACUAGUAUACCAAAUCUGUCUCAGAACAAUAUUGUACAAAUAGUUAUAUUAACUGUAAUCCCUUAGCAUACAAAUCAUAUCAUAUAUAGUUUAGUUGUUUUAACACGAGUAUUUAUGUGGAAAAGUAAUAUUUAAGCAAGAAAUUUUCUGCGAAGUUUAUUUAGUCUUGUUGCCUGUUGGGUUUUAGUUAUCAUUUAAGUUUAAACAGCAUUGAAAGUAAAAAUUAGCUAUAUAUAUCUUAGUCUCGUUUGUGGGAACGUUUUAUAAAACAUGAGAAACCAAAGUGGAUGGCAUAUGCCCCUACUGGUGUCAAGUAGACGCAAAAACGCUUGUCUGCAAUAUGCGCCAAACACAGAGCGCGUGACAUUUGUUAAGUUAUGCACAUGCACGAGACCCUAUAUUUUGGGGCUGUUAUAGAUCAAUGCAGGGCUGGUUCUGAUAAAUGCCGGGCUGAUUGAAGGCAUUCCUUUAAUAUAUUUAGCUAGUUGGGGGAGGAUGUGUGGGGUGUGGUGAAAUUAAGGGGUGACUUAAAUUCCGCCUGCGGAGGUCAGCGAAUAUGUUGCCCAUUUUACCAUUGUUAUAUCAUUGUUCUAUUAUACUAUACUUAAGGUAAUUUAAAACAACGGUAUACCUCGAAUGAGACAUGGUUAAUUUUUACUUUCAAUGACCUACGAAGUAAAGUUGAAGGUAUUUUCCAGUUAAUUAAACGUUUUCAUACGUACGUACAGGCAAGGAAAAGUUUACACGUUAAAUCAUUCACAAAACUAAAUUCUGUCCUUUUAAUGUAAAAAUUCAUUUAGUUAUUCCGUAAGUAACAUUUAAAUUGAUUUAAUUAAACUUUUUCAUUGGUAUGUACGUCCGUUUUAGGAAUGCUUUACUGGAAUGCAGCCCUUACUUAAUAUGCUGGGUCCCCCCCCCCAAAAAAAAGUGACACUACAGAAAUUAUCCUAUUGUUAAUUUGAAUGCCUGAGCACUAUGCUGAGCACAAGAGUGCGUAAACACAUUUGAAUUGAAUUUUUAAUUACCAGGCGCAUGAAAUCCUGUGCUUAACAAAUAGUGUCACUUUUUUGGGGGACACCCUGUACAAGUCUGUACCUCUGAGUUCGUACAAGAACAUGUCCCCUGUAAUCACCGUGUGAAAGUGUAUAUGUAAAUAUGUAAUUGAUUUUGGAAUGAAACAUUGCAACUUUUAAAGUAAAUUUUACUUAGAGAUAGUAUAGAAAAAAAUGUAUUAAAUUCUUGCAUAAUUUAUUGCAAUGCACAUUUAUUUCAUAAAAAUGUAU
Messenger RNA from Paramuricea clavata, 19792 nucleotides. NCBI's taxonomy places the organism in Eukaryota, Metazoa, Cnidaria, Anthozoa, Malacalcyonacea, Plexauridae. The record is from the annotation of a GenBank genome assembly.